AUGAAGUUUUCUCUGAGUUUUCUGAUUGCUGGUUCCAUCUUCUAUGCCAAUCACGCUUUGUCGGCCCCUAGUCCCGACCCCAAGGCCGCUUGGGUUCGCCAGGGCAGGGCAAGGAAGGCUGCGUUGAGAAUCGGAAAACGCUGGUUAAACGAGACGUCGGCACAACCGACUGUCACCUCGUGUUCGGAUAACGACUAUACCAAGACGUUGGCUCCCAAAGCCAACGUUUGNGGAGGCUUGACCGACGUCGAAGCCGCCUCAAUCACCCAGUGGUUAUUCGCUCAGUCAGACUUUAACCUCACUCUUAGUGAUGACGCCGGCGAAUGGGACAACACCAUUCUCUUGGUCGAGCUCAUGCACCCAAACAAGACCGACGUCUUGAACUAUUUUGAUAACGCUGGACCGGUCCCAUCCCGAUAUGCUCACGUCGUCUUGGACCAUCGAUCCUGUGAGGAGCCCUACUACGAGGAUCUUUUGGUCGGCCCGAUCGAACCGUCUGGUGUCAAGAAUGGCACAACCAGAUGGGAGCCUCUCGAAUAUCCUUACACUCGUAAGACAGCUGGCCGUGUGCGCAAUCUCGAUGCUGAUUCUGAUGACACUCUCUACACUCAAUGGAUAUACAAGAUCAGUGCUACCAUUUCAGAUAUCACACUCGACCUCUGGGGAGGAACCGCUCUUGGGCAUGAUAACGAUACCCUUUCCAUAUGGGGCAUCGAUCCUCUUUGGCAAGAUGACGGACGCGUCGUUCGAUGGGAUGCUUUCUGGUCCAACACAAUCGACAACUUUGACACACAAACACUUCUGCCACUUGGUCUUUACUUCAGGAGUGAUGUGACAGGACGCGAUCCUAGUCAAUGGAGAUUAGAAGGCUGGUACUACAAUGGUAUCUUCUACGAUACGACUGAUGCGUUCCGGAACGCGUUCUACACGCCGGAAUUCGCCAAGCUGGGAGCCAACGUUGAAGGCGACUGGGCACGAACCGACCAGAACGGACCCUUGCUCCCGCUUGACACUUCCCACCCUCCUGUAUCUAUUGCUCCCAGUGGUGCUAGAUUCGCAGUCGAUGCUGAGAACAAGUGGGUUCAAUGGAUGGACUUUUCAUUCUUCGUCGGCUAUCAGCGUGAUACAGGUCUCAGUUUGUGGGACAUCCGCUAUAAAGGCGAAAGAGUACUGUACGAAUUAGGACUGCAGGAAGCACUAGCUCACUACGCUGGUCAAGAUCCUCUUCAGAGUGGUACUGCCUAUCUGGACAGCUACUAUGGUUUUGGCCCUUACGCCUUCGAGCUCGUGAAAGGCUAUGACUGCCCAGCAUAUGCUACCUAUCUCAACACCUCCUUCUACGUGUCAGAGACAAUGCACACGCAUCUGAAUAGUCUUUGUCUGUUCGAGUACACUGCCAACUAUCCUCUCCAACGACACAGCACCUCUGAUUACGUCAGUGCGACGAAGAAUACUUAUUUCACUAUUCGGUCUGUCAGUACUGUUGGAAACUAUGACUACAUGUUCUCUUACUCGUUUUACAUGGACGGAAGCAUCAAUGUCGAGGUUCGCGCUUCGGGAUACAUCCAGAGUGCUUACUACGCCAACAACGAUGAAUACGGUUACAAGAUUCACGACAAUCUGUCUGGAAGUAUGCACGAUCAUGUCUUGAACUUCAAGGCAGACUUCGAUAUUCUAGGUACCAACAAUACAGUCGCUGUUGUGAAUCAGGUACCCGUCUCGACGACAUAUCCAUGGUCUAACGGAAAAGCGCGUAACACGAUGAAACUCGAGAAGUCUUACAUCACCUCAGAAGACGCAAGUCGUUUGUUCUGGGGACAAAAUAGCGCGACUCAGUACAGCGUGAUCAACAAAGAUGCAGUGAACAAGUACGGAGAGUACCGAGGCUACCGCAUCUCACCCUCUCUCGGAGCCAUCCAUCUCACGGUCGAAGACUCGAGCAACUUGGCCAAUGCCGCCCGCUGGGCAAGCCACGAUCUUCAAGUCACCAAGCAGUACGACACAGAGCCUCGAGCCGCACACGCCUACAACAAUCAAGAUGUGCACAACCCACCCAUCAACUUCGACGCCUUCUUCAACAGCGAAAACCUGACUCAGACUGAUCUCGUACUUUGGCUGAAUUUGGGAAUGCAUCAUGUCCCCCAUACUGGUGACUUGCCCAACACAGUCUUCUCGACAGCUCAUGCGGGUCUCUCCUUUUCACCUUUGAACUAUCUCGACGGUGACCCGAGCCGUCAGACAGUCAAUCAAGUCAGGAUCGACUAUGGAGGCGGCAAUGUGAGCGCCGUAGAGACUUUCGGGCAAGAGCAGGGUACUUGUGCUGUCAACUUUAGUCCUGUGGAAGUGGAUCUUUGGGGUUACAAGGGCGAUGUGGUGGUCAGAAAGUUCCCUUUUGAUCCGAACAACCCGUACUAUGAGACAGACGCCAUUGUGUAG
This is a messenger RNA of Aureobasidium vineae, 2436 nucleotides long. Lineage: Eukaryota; Fungi; Ascomycota; Dothideomycetes; Dothideales; Saccotheciaceae. The record is from the annotation of a GenBank genome assembly.